Messenger RNA from Hemiscyllium ocellatum (epaulette shark), 5398 nucleotides. It is a transcript of the gene uba1, whose product is annotated as ubiquitin-like modifier activating enzyme 1. Bases 108 to 3164 code for a protein of 1018 amino acids. Gene Ontology annotation, cellular component: cytoplasm; SUMO activating enzyme complex. Gene Ontology annotation, biological process: protein sumoylation. Lineage: Eukaryota; Metazoa; Chordata; Chondrichthyes; Orectolobiformes; Hemiscylliidae. Gene Ontology annotation, molecular function: SUMO activating enzyme activity. The transcript has 25 exons. The record is from RefSeq and is a predicted model, not a curated record.
UUCAAGUCGAGCCGGUGUCAUUGAAUGAGAGCGGAGCAAGACAUUGUAUCGCCCUCAGAAGAGGAGCAACUUACUCAAGUGACAGAGCAAGCCAAGACCUACAGACCAUGGAUCCAGAUGAAAGUUCCACAGAGAUUGAUGAAGGCCUCUACUCCAGGCAACUAUAUGUGCUAGGCCAUGAUGCCAUGAAACGGAUGAAGACUUCGAGUGUGUUGGUCUCUGGGAUGCGAGGACUUGGUGUGGAGAUAGCCAAGAACAUUAUUCUUGGGGGAGUGAAACAGGUGACCGUUCAUGAUGAAGGGAAAGCGGAAUGGAAUGAUCUCUCUUCUCAGUUUUACCUGACGGUAGAUGAUAUCAGGAAGAACAGGGCAGAGGCGUCUGAGCAGAGGCUGGCAGAACUGAACAGUUAUGUUCCUGUAUCCUCAUACACCGGGAAACUAACUGAGCCCUUCUUGCAGCAAUUCCAGGUGGUUGUGCUGACCGAUUCAACACUGGAGGAACAGCUGCAGAUUGGGGAAUUUUGUCAUAAUCAGAACAUCGCGUUUAUUGUGGCGGAUACCAAAGGCUUAUUUGGCCAACUAUUCUGUGACUUUGGGGAAAAAUUCACAGUCAUCGACACGAAUGGUGAAGAACCCCAGACAGCAGUAAUAACCUGGAUCACCAAGGGCAAUCCUGGCCUGGUGACCUGUAUGGAUGAGGCAUGGCACGGAUUUCAGACUGGGGAUUAUGUGACUUUCUCUCAGGUUCAGGGUAUGACUGAACUGAAUAACUGCACACCCAUUGAAAUCCAGGUUAAUGAUCCUUAUUCCUUCUUUAUUGGUGACACGAGUGACUUUAGCGAUUAUGAGAAAGGUGGGAUUGCGAUGGAAGUGAAAAUGCCGCAGACACUGAUGUUUAAAUCCUUUGGGGAGGCACUGAAGGAGCCAAAAUACCAGGUUCCUGACGUUGGGAAAGCAAUCAGACAGGGAACGUUGCAUAUUGCCUUCCAGGCUCUCCAUCAGUUCGUGAAGGAUUAUAGCCGGCUCCCCAAACCCUGGGGAAAGACUGAUGCAGAUGUCUUAGUGACUAUUGCAAAUAAGCUCAGUGAGAAUGACCCGUCGAUUCUAAACGAAAGUCCCUUGGAUGAGGAGCUAGUGAGAAAACUGGCCUAUGUUGCUAUGGGCAACCUGAGUCCUAUCACUGCAUUUAUUGGCGGUAUCACUGCACAGGAAGUCAUGAAGGCCUGUACGGGGAAGUUCAUGCCUCUCCACCAGUGGAUGUACUUCGAUGCACUCGAGUGUUUGCCUGAGGAAAACAAAGAUUUCCCUUUAUUCGAAGAAAACUUUGCACCUAGAGGCUGCCGUUACGAUGGGCAGAUUGCUAUCUUCGGAGCUGAAUUUCAAGAGAAGCUGAAGAUGCAGAAAUACUUCCUGGUAGGGGCCGGUGCCAUUGGAUGUGAGCUCAUGAAGAACUUUGCCAUGAUUGGCUUGGGAGCAGGAGAGGGCGGGAGCAUCACAGUGACUGACAUGGACACAAUUGAACGAUCAAAUCUUAACAGGCAGUUUCUCUUCAGACCUGGCGAUGUAACGAAAAUGAAGUCUGAGGUAGCUGCAGCGGCAGUGAGAAAGAUGAACCCUUCUCUGCAAAUCAUAGCUCAUCAGAACCGUGUUGGUCCAGAGACUGAGAACAUCUACACCCAGGAUUUCUUUGAGAAUCUGAAUGGAGUGGCGAAUGCAUUGGAUAAUGUGGAAACGCGACGUUACAUGGAUAGCCUUUGUGUCUUAUACCAGAAACCACUGCUGGAGUCAGGUACUCUGGGUACGAAAGGAAAUUUUCAAGUUAUCAUUCCUCACCUUACGGAGUCCUAUUCGUCCAGUGGGGACCCUCCGGAAAAAUUCAUUCCCAUCUGUACACUCAAGAAUUUCCCCAAUGCUAUUGAGCACACAUUGCAGUGGGCCCGUGAUGAAUUUGAAGGAUUGUUCAAACAGCCAGCGGAAAACGUCAACAAGUAUUUAGAAGACCCUUCUUUUAUUGAUCAUACGAUGAAGCUACAGGAAGGUCAAGCUUUCGAAAUCCUGGAAGGUGUUUACAAGAGUCUGGAGGCCGAUAAACCCAAGUGCUGGGCUGACUGCGUGGCCUGGGCCCGAAGACGUUGGCAGACGCAGUACAGCAACAAUAUCCGGCAGCUCCUGCACAAUUUCCCACCAGACCAGGUUAUGCCUUCAGGAGUGCUUUUCUGGUCCGGUCCUAAGAGAUGUCCUCAUCCACUGGAAUUUGAUCCCAAUAAUCAUGUCCACAUGGAUUACAUCAUGGCGGCAGCCAACUUGUACGCGCAGAGUUAUUGCAUGCAGGGGUCUCAGGACAGAGCUGCAGUCCAGCAGAUACUGCUAUCAGUUGAUGUUCCUCCAUUCUCCCCCAAGUCUGGGGUCACCAUCCACACCAAUGAUGCAGAGAUGGAGGACGCUGCAAAUUUCGCAGAAAAUGAGCGUUUGCUGGAAUUGAAAACUCUCCUCUCUUGUAAGAACUUUCCUGGAUGUAAGAUGCAACCUAUUGACUUUGAGAAGGAUGACGAUACAAACUUCCACAUGGAUUUCAUUGUCGCUGCCUCAAAUUUGAGGGCUGAGAAUUAUGACAUUCCAGCUGCCGAUCGCCAUAAGAGCAAACUGAUUGCCGGAAGGAUUAUCCCAGCCAUUGCCACCACAACAGCUGCAAUCGUCGGUCUGGUGUGUUUGGAGCUGUACAAGGUUGUGCAGGGUGACAAGCCGAUAACGGCCUACAGGAAUGGCUUCAUCAACUUGGCCUUGCCUUUUUAUGCUUUCUCUGAGCCUGUCCCAGCUGGCAAACAGAAGUAUCGCGAUAAAGAAUGGACAUUGUGGGAUCACAUAGAUGUCCAAGGCAUUAAACCAAAUGGUGAAGAGAUGACAAUGGCAGAAUUCCUAGAUUAUUUUAAGAAAGUACAUGAUCUGGAGGUUAUCUUUGUCUGUCGUGUGCCCCAGAUUUUAUACGCCACGCACAUGCGUCAAGAAGUGAAGGAGAAGCACCUAUCUCAGAGAUUGUCAGAAAUUGUGAUGACGCUCAGUAAGGAAAAUAUCGAGGAGUAUGUGAAGGCCCUGAAGUUGGAGAUAGACUUUAGAACUGAAGAAGAUGAUGUUAAUUUUCCUUUUAUUUUCUACCGGUUCCGCUAAACCAAAGGAUACUGAGACUUCCUUCCAUGUACCUCUCACCCAGCCACUUGUACUUGUUCUGGAUGUAGAUUUGCUCACUGAGCUGGAAGGUUCAUUUCAAUGAACCUUCCAGCUCAGUGAGCAAACCUACAUCCAGAACCUCAACCUGAGCUAUAAAUCUUCUCAAAAGUCACUUGUACUUGUAUCCAUCACUAAUGGUCCAAUAUUUUUGAAUACUAUUGUUUUGCUUUGCUUUCCCAAAACGUAGCUAAUGAUCCGCUGAAGCACCAUAUAUAUCAGUUUAAAUUUCCACAGUUACAUGUGGACAUUUUAAUUAUCAUUGAAUGGUGAUGAAAUCAAGCAGAAAAUCUAAGUUGCACUAUCAUUUCAUUCCAGCUUCUAGUUUUGAACCUAACCCGAACUCGUGGUGAAUAUGUCCCCCAUAUCUUUCUUUCAGUUCACUGUAAAGACCCUAAUUGACAUGAAUUGGGAUAUCUGCAUUGCCAUUCUGUAGUUGUCUCAAUCACGCUAAACUGGCUCAUAAUUCAAUAAUCAGUGGCACUAAAUUGUCAGUCUCAUUCAGACCAUUUUACAUUGCCACCCAUUGCUUACAGUGUGGGAAAUGGAAGUUCCAGGUAGUAAUGCAAGAUAUUCGUCCACAGUGGAUGACUGGCAGCAGACAAAUUUUAUCUGGAUCGGAGUCCUGUUGAAAAGCAUUUCAGAGUGGAGGCCAGUUAUAAACGUGAGCAAUUCCUCAGAUACCUUUCACCAAAUGAGUCUGUAAUUAAAAUACUUUUAAUAUGAACAUAAUGCUACUGACUAAAGACUCCAACCAGCAGUUCAAACCUGGAAAUAAUAACCACAUUAAUUUUGGCAGCAUAAUUAACAACAAGUAAUGACAAAAGGUAAAGGUGAUUAGGUGGAGGAAAACAACACCAGAGAAAUCAUGUCCACUCUGAGUAGGUUGGGAUCUUGUGGUUGCUUUCAGAAAAAGAAUUUUGACACUUACCUAAUGGAUUUCAAAAUCACAAACCCAACAGAGACAAGGCAGCCUCACUCUGAAUGAUGCGCCAGUGGGAAGGCCUCAUCAUACAUAAUGUAACUGAAAUUGUUAAACCUCCCAAUGUUGUGACAAGUAUUAGAAAGUAAAUUAGCAAUAUAUUAAUUCCAGUUUAAUUUUCACAAUUUGUUGAAGCAACCAGCUUCAGUUACAAAUAAUAUUUUGCUCUGUUCUCUCCUGUAUUACCUUAAUCCUGCUUUUCUGUGUGCCCCACAUUGUUUUGUUUUGACUGCGAGAAAUAGUUGAGCUGCUCCCAAGCAUCAGUUAAUCCAGUCCUUGAGUUGAUCGAGGACUAAUUUGAGUUCCUCAGGCUCUGCCAAGUCUCCUUGGGUGACAAGAGACCAGCUAUGGGUGAAAAGCGCUUUGAUUUUACUCUGCUAACUUUUCCUGUGGGUUUGUAUUAGGAGCCUCAGCAUCUGCUGCAGGCGAUUAUAGUGAUGGAGAGCACACGGUGUAGCCACAAUAAACACAAUGCCGAGAAUAGCCCCUUUCAUUUAUGGUCACCUUGCUCUACACGUUAAUUCAUCACAUUUUCCAAAGAGGAGGAACACAUUGUGAGAGCUGUAUGAUUUUAGAAAUAACAUUUGAAAUGUGAUAGGCUUUUGAAUAGGAUCUGCUUUUAGGUAGGUCGCCUAAUGUACUUAACUCUUACAAUGCAGAAUUAAAACAGCAAUGCAAUGAUUAAUAUGAUUCCUCUGAAUUAAGUAUAUAGCUGGCUUCAACCCUUUUUGAAUUCAUCUCAUUUUGUUUCUUGAUGUAGAGACACUCCCAUUUGUAAAGAGUAAUUUUUAUAUUGAUUGUAUAUUUUGCUGCUUGCUUAACAACAACAGCGAAACCACCCCAUUCAAAAGGAAAAAAAAGCAUUUUAAUAUCCAUUUCCCCUUUGUGAAGAAAAUGUGCAGAAAUUAAUCACCAAGGCUGUGAGAACUUUGGGUUAAUUGAGACAACUUUGUUUAGUAAUAGAUGCUAACUGUUUGUAAAGUGAGGGCCAAUUCUGGUUGAGUUUGACUGUGGUUCUGCUUUGAAUCAAACUAAAGUGUAAAACUGAACAGAGGGCACACACCAGAAAAUGCUAAUGAAGAUAAAUAACUUUAGCGUGCCGUGGAAAGGAUUACACAUAUUUAUAUAAUUGUAGUGAUUACCUGUACUGGAAUUUGAAGCCAAAUAAAAUUUGUCGAACAAAACCAUUGAAGAA